Messenger RNA from Funneliformis mosseae, 1287 nucleotides. The record is from the annotation of a GenBank genome assembly. NCBI's taxonomy places the organism in Eukaryota, Fungi, Glomeromycota, Glomeromycetes, Glomerales, Glomeraceae.
AUGUCAUUUAAAUUUAUUGAUUAUCCAGCGCAAAUCAAAACCGCUGUCAAAAAGUAUGAAGAACAAGAUAAAGAAACUGAACGAAAUAUAUCGGACCAAGUAAAAACUAGUGUUGCGAUAAAUGGCUAUGACGAUGAAACGUUUAAAGACGAUAUGAAAGGCGACAUGAAUGACGAUUCUUGUAUUACCCACGAUAAAGAAGCUAGCGACAUAACCACCAAUAGUGAUACAAAAUUACAACGUAAAAAAGCUUGUGGUUGUCUGACGAGAAUUAUAUUGAUAUGGGCCACCGUUAUUUUAUUAAUACUCGGGUUAAUUUAUGGGGUCGUAAUCAUAGUCUGUUAUCAAAAUUGUGAUCAUUUAUCGAAGCACAUUGAAUUAAUAGAACCAGAAAUAAUAUCAUAUGAUCCGAAUCUUUAUAACAAUUUUAAUAUUGAAGAUUUUAACAAUGUCAAGGAUGGCGAAAUUCUCGUGUCACAAAACGUCGAGCCUAACGAUAAUAAUGCUACAUUAUCUGUUAAACUUGCAACGCUAACUUACACAAAUGCUUUUACGAAAUCGAUAUUUCAAGAUUCCACUUUUAAUUUACAAAUCUUACGAGAAUCAUUUCCAAAUUCAAAAAAACUAGCAUGGUUGGGAUAUUUGACAAUUCCACCAAAAUGUGUCGUGGUAAGAUUAGAGUUAACAUUACCACAAAUUAAAAAUAAUGCGACCUCGCUAAUUAAUUCCAACAGAUUUAACACGAAUUUUGCGAAUAAUUCGGUUCCUUAUUCAAACCCAAUUCAUUUAGAGACUUCAGAUGGUGAUGUUUCAUUUGAUAACAGUUUACUAGCGAACCAAUUAUCAGUUGUAACCCUAAGUGGAAAUAUUAAUGGAAAUUUAAUUCAAUCAAUGCAAAAUGAUUUUAAUCUCGAAACCAAAAGUGGAAAUAUAAAAUUAAAUUUGGACAUUAAAAAAGAUUUAGGUGAUAAUAAUUUAGUGAGUCCUGGACAAUCUAAUGUUAAAGUUACGACUUCAAAAGGAGAUAUUAAUUUAGGUAUAAAUAUUGAAAAAGAUAUUAAAAGUCCCAACGUUGAUAUAAGUUCGGUUCAUUCUGAUAUCUCUGUCGGAUUUAAUAAUUCAUUUAAUGGACAUUAUGAUAUAAAAUCUACUGGACAAAUUAAAAUAGAAAACAAUCAUGAAAUCACGAGUACAGCAAAUGGUGAUGUUGGUGAUUUUAAUAAUAAUGAAUUAAGUGGCGUUGUAAAUAUUCGAUCCAAUAAUGGUAAAAUUGACGCGAAGUUUUAG